AUGGGCAUUGGAAUGGGCAUGGAAAUGCGCAUGGAAAUGGGCAUGGGAUGGGACAUGGGCAUUGGAAUGGGCAUGGAAAUGCGCAUGGAAAUGGGCAUGGGAUGGGACAUGGGCAUUGGAAUGGGCAUGGAAAUGCGCAUGGAAAUGGGCAUGGGAUGGGACAUGGGCAUUGGAAUGGGCAUGGAAAUGCGCAUGGAAAUGGGCAUGGGAUGGGACAUGGGCAUUGGAAUGGGCAUGGAAAUGCGCAUGGAAAUGGGCAUGGGAUGGGACAUGGGCAUUGGAAUGGGCAUGGAAAUGCGCAUGGAAAUGGGCAUGGGAUGGGACAUGGGCAUUGGAAUGGGCAUGGAAAUGCGCAUGGAAAUGGGCAUGGGAUGGGACAUGGGCAUUGGAAUGGGCAUGGAAAUGCGCAUGGAAAUGGGCAUGGGAUGGGACAUGGGCAUUGGAAUGGGCAUGGAAAUGCGCAUGGAAAUGGGCAUGGGAUGGGACAUGGGCAUUGGAAUGGGCAUGGAAAUGCGCAUGGAAAUGGGCAUGGGAUGGGACAUGGGCAUUGGAAUGGGCAUGGAAAUGCGCAUGGAAAUGGGCAUGGGAUGGGACAUGGGCAUUGGAAUGGGCAUGGAAAUGCGCAUGGAAAUGGGCAUGGGAUGGGACAUGGGCAUUGGAAUGGGCAUGGAAAUGCGCAUGGAAAUGGGCAUGGGAUGGGACAUGGGCAUUGGAAUGGGCAUGGAAAUGCGCAUGGAAAUGGGCAUGGGAUGGGACAUGGGCAUUGGAAUGGGCAUGGAAAUGCGCAUGGAAAUGGGCAUGGGAUGGGACAUGGGCAUUGGAAUGGGCAUGGAAAUGCGCAUGGAAAUGGGCAUGGGAUGGGACAUGGGCAUUGGAAUGGGCAUGGAAAUGCGCAUGGAAAUGGGCAUGGGAUGGGACAUGGGCAUUGGAAUGGGCAUGGAAAUGCGCAUGGAAAUGGGCAUGGGAUGGGACAUGGGCAUUGGAAUGGGCAUGGAAAUGCGCAUGGAAAUGGGCAUGGGAUGGGACAUGGGCAUUGGAAUGGGCAUGGAAAUGCGCAUGGAAAUGGGCAUGGGAUGGGACAUGGGCAUUGGAAUGGGCAUGGAAAUGCGCAUGGAAAUGGGCAUGGGAUGGGACAUGGGCAUUGGAAUGGGCAUGGAAAUGCGCAUGGAAAUGGGCAUGGGAUGGGACAUGGGCAUUGGAAUGGGCAUGGAAAUGCGCAUGGAAAUGGGCAUGGGAUGGGACAUGGGCAUUGGAAUGGGCAUGGAAAUGCGCAUGGAAAUGGGCAUGGGAUGGGACAUGGGCAUUGGAAUGGGCAUGGAAAUGCGCAUGGAAAUGGGCAUGGGAUGGGACAUGGGCAUUGGAAUGGGCAUGGAAAUGCGCAUGGAAAUGGGCAUCGGAUGGGACAUGGGCAUUGGAAUGGGCAUGGAAAUGCGCAUGGAAAUGGGCAUGGGAUGGGACAUGGGCAUUGGAAUGGGCAUGGAAAUGCGCAUGGAAAUGGGCAUGGGAUGGGACAUGGGCAUUGGAAUGGGCAUGGAAAUGCGCAUGGAAAUGGGCAUGGGAUGGGACAUGGGCAUUGGAAUGGGCAUGGAAAUGCGCAUGGAAAUGGGCAUGGGAUGGGACAUGGGCAUUGGAAUGGGCAUGGAAAUGCGCAUGGAAAUGGGCAUGGGAUGGGACAUGGGCAUUGGAAUGGGCAUGGAAAUGCGCAUGGAAAUGGGCAUGGGAUGGGACAUGGGCAUUGGAAUGGGCAUGGAAAUGCGCAUGGAAAUGGGCAUGGGAUGGGACAUGGGCAUUGGAAUGGGCAUGGAAAUGCGCAUGGAAAUGGGCAUGGGAUGGGACAUGGGCAUUGGAAUGGGCAUGGAAAUGCGCAUGGAAAUGGGCAUGGGAUGGGACAUGGGCAUUGGAAUGGGCAUGGAAAUGCGCAUGGAAAUGGGCAUGGGAUGGGACAUGGGCAUUGGAAUGGGCAUGGAAAUGCGCAUGGAAAUGGGCAUGGGAUGGGACAUGGGCAUUGGAAUGGGCAUGGAAAUGCGCAUGGAAAUGGGCAUGGGAUGGGACAUGGGCAUUGGAAUGGGCAUGGAAAUGCGCAUGGAAAUGGGCAUGGGAUGGGACAUGGGCAUUGGAAUGGGGGCAUGGGCAGGGUCAUGUGUUUCUUCCUCUUUGCGGGAUCUCAUCGCGCUGCUUUCCCCUCUUCCUCCCUCCCUUCUCCUUCCCUUCCUCUGCUCCAGGAACGCGACCGGAAAUUACAAUCUGCUCGUCGAGGCGAUGCUGGUGGACGCGGCGGGCGGUCCGCCCGACUCGCUGGCGAUCGUGAGGGGCGCCGUGUGCGACGCCGCCGCGACGGACGUGCUCGCGCUGCCACUCGCCGCGACGGACUGGCAGCAGCGCGCAGGGUGGUGGCUGCUGCACGCGGAGGCGCGCCUCGACGCGUUCCUCGAGAACGCGGACGCCGCCACCCUCGACGCGCUGCUCGCCGUGCUCCCCACCGCCUCGCCUCCGCCCACCAGCGGCGGCGGGCGCAACGGCGGGGGUAGCAGCGCUGGAGGCGCGCGGAACGGGCAGGGUGGGAGGCGCAUGGGGCGGGAGCUGCUGAUGCGCGCAUUCGGCCGCGCUGCUAGGCCCGGGGGUCAGAAGCAGGGGGGACAGCAGCAGGGUGGAGCGCAGCAGGCGCCUGCAGUGAGCGGGUAUGCUGUGCUGGCGGGCAGCAGCGCAGCAGGUGUGACGUGGGGCGGGCAGCUCAUGGGCGCCAAGAUGCCCGCCGCUGCUGUUUAA
This is a messenger RNA of Closterium sp. Naga37s-1, 2766 nucleotides long. The record is from the annotation of a GenBank genome assembly. NCBI's taxonomy places the organism in Eukaryota, Viridiplantae, Streptophyta, Zygnematophyceae, Desmidiales, Closteriaceae.